Scylla paramamosain (green mud crab) is the source of this 2082-nucleotide messenger RNA. RefSeq lists its product as uncharacterized. Bases 443 to 898 code for a protein of 151 amino acids. Lineage: Eukaryota; Metazoa; Arthropoda; Malacostraca; Decapoda; Portunidae. The transcript has 7 exons. The record is from RefSeq and is a predicted model, not a curated record.
CUUUGACAAUUAGUUAUAAUGGCCUGAGAUUUAUUUUUACACGCUUAUAAUUCUUUAUAUUUAAUUUUCUAUUAGUUUAGUAUAAUAUAAAAGAAGUUGGUGCUUGUUAUUGAAAGCUAAGUGUGUUGUGGAUAGGUUUGCCUGCGUACUGUGCGGAGCAGGCUGGGACGGACGACACAACCAGACGUCAGACACAAGGCACUAGGUUAAAAGGGUGCCAUAAACUGGUGCUUUAUUUAACGUAUUUUCGCAGAACAAGACAGUGACAGGGGCCGUGGUGGGUGCCUGCGUGUGCUGGUGCAAGCUUGGUGCCUGCCGGGAGGUGCCUGCAGUGCCACAAGGGAUAAUAUUGAUACAAAUGUAGAGGGACGAAAUAGGGAAGCAGGAAGACCACCACCAUCACCACCAUCACCACCAGCAGUGUGGAAGAAAGUUUAGAGCAAUGGCAACCCUCCGAUCCGGCAAGCAAGUUUGUGGCAGCGAUGGCGGUGGCGGCGGCAGUGGUGGUGAGGUGGACGGCAGGGACAGAGAGGCAGUACAGGCUGCGGACAUCAAGGAGAAGAGGAACGCACGGACAAGCAAGGUGUUAUUCGGCAGUCUGAUCCUGGACCUGCUCGGCUUGAAGGUGGUGCUGCCCGUGUGUCCUGCUCUCCUCGACUGUUACUCCAAGCACAACACCAGCGGCUUGUAUUCCUCUCAGCUCUCCUGUGUGACUUAUUACCAGCAUAUCAUCGGUUUCGCUGCGAGGUUCCAUUCUGUCUUGUUUGGCACUGAUUGGCGUGACAUUCAGCAUAGGCUUCACCGUCGGGCACACUGUGGGGGCUGCGUUCUCCCGCUGGGGAAGUACUGGGUGGUUCGCGGCCUCGGCUGUCUACGCACGCACUCUCACUGUGGCUAACAUAAUAUUCUUUGCUGUCUUCUUCCAGGAAUCGCUGCCUGAGGGCAGAAGGAGGAGGGACAUCGGUGCCAGUUUGACCGAGGCUUGGGAGGUGAUCAAUCCUAGGGCUCUGUUCUCCGUCAGCUGUGUCAAGGGCCUGGGCAGAGAAGGUGUGUGUGUGUGUGUUUGUAUGUUCAGUAUUGUGUGUUUGUUCGUGUUUGUAGUAUUGUGUGUGUGUGUGUGUGUGUGUGUACUAGCAAAUAUUCCCUUAUGUUUACUCCUGAAACACACACACACACACACACACACACACACACACACACACACACACACACACACACACACACACACACACACACACACCACCUGUUCCUCCUCCUCCUCCUCUCCCUUCAUUCAUACACACACACACACACACACACACACACACACACACACACACACACACACACACACACACACACACACACACACACACACACACACACACACACACACACACACACACACACACACACACACACACACACACACACACACACACACACACACACACACACUACCUCCCGUUCCUCCUCCUCCUCCUCUCCCUUCAUUCAUAAACAUCUGUCUUUCUCUCUCUCUGUAGAACGCAUGAAAUUAAUACAACUUAGCCGAGUUUACUUCCUCUACCUGUUCCUGUAUUCCAGCCUGGAGUUAACGCUGAUCUUCGCGACCCACCACAAGCAUAGUUACGACUCGUUGGCGCAGGACCGCAAGUUUUCCUUCCUGGGCCUGGUCAUGGCAAUUACACAGAGAGGGUUUAUGCGAAGUGUUAAGACUGGAACUGAAAAAGCAACUGCCAAUUAGGCACACACCUACAUUGUGAUGCAGCUCCUUGGAGGUGGAGAGCUGGCUGCCUCAGAGGAUCAGGAAACACGAGAGGUUCACAGAGGCUCGCCUCGGGCUUCGGUCGUCGUGAGGAACCUGGUGUCAGCAGUUCACUACGUGCACAGGAAAAGCAUCAGUGUUCACGGAGACCUAAAGCCAGACAGGGGUGAAAAGGGUUGGUGUUGAGGAUAGACAGAAAAGAAAAGAAAGGAAAGGUAAAAAAAGGAAGUUUUUUUGCAUUGAUUUUCCAUCUGCUUAUUUUAAAGAAUUUAUUGCAUGGAAUAUUAUUGAUCUCCAUCAUUUGUAUGGCCUUUAUAAUAAAAAGUAUGAAUUUA